Molecule: messenger RNA, 650 nt
Organism: Notodromas monacha
Lineage: Eukaryota; Metazoa; Arthropoda; Ostracoda; Podocopida; Cyprididae
Source: the annotation of a GenBank genome assembly
GUACAAUGAAUGAAGCCCGUGCACUGCAAACUUUCAACAAUGCGCAGGAGCGAUUGAACAGUUUUCUGAGAAACUACUCUCAAGAUGCAAAACAGCUUUCGUCGGAAGUGGACGCGAUUCUCUUCGAUUUACCGGAUAAUUUGCUGGAAAACGCGUUAUUUAUUCUGUGUAGGGGACAUGAGCGAAGUAUCAGAUGCGAUCCGGUGAUGAACAUGAACUUGAUAAGUUUGAUCCUCAAUCGGUUGAAGUUUCACAAGUCUGCUAAACAUCCAAGAAUUCAUCCGAUUUCAUCAUCGCGCAAGAAGGAUGUAUUUGCUUUGUUUGCCGUGAAGCAUUUUCAGCAAAUAAUUCGGUUGGUUUGUCUUGCGUUUUCUCUUCCGGACGAGAGGCUGUUGUCAUUUUACGAAUCGGAAGUCACAAGAAUGAUUCAAGAUGAAGAUUACUUAUCGGCUGUAUAUUGGACUACCGAAUUGAACCUCCCCGAACGCCUGUAUGAGCCGCUACUCUUACCAAUAGGACUACAUACGAACUUGGACAUGAUUUUAAAGAAGCUUCUUGACACGAGUGAAAGCUUGAGAAUAAAGAUAAUUGAGCAUUUGGACAAAAUGGUCGAUUUUCCACCCGGACGGUAUUUACACGUGUGUGCGUAA